Molecule: messenger RNA, 2413 nt
Organism: Staurois parvus
Lineage: Eukaryota; Metazoa; Chordata; Amphibia; Anura; Ranidae
Source: the annotation of a GenBank genome assembly
GCCGGAAGCCGGAAGUGUAGCGGGAUGUUCGGUUCGGCGGCGGACAGUCUGCUCCGGCAGGCCCGGGAGGUGUCCGGGGAUGAGCUGGACAAGUUCUACGGUCGGUGUCGGAGCCUCCUGAGCGCCCCCGGGCCGGAGACGGUGGACAUCCUGCGGAGGCUGCAGCUGAUCGUAGCCGCCAGUAGAGGGCGCCGCCGGCUGGGCUCCCCCCUGGUGGGACAGUUAGUAGAGACUCUGUGGGGGCCCCAGCCUCAGCUCGGGGCCCUGUGUGCCGCCAUCUUGUGCCAGCUAUGCCCCUCCCCCGAGAGGUGAGCCUGCCCUGGGGCCCCAACCUGCAACCGGGGGGCCCCUUCCUCUCAGUCCUGCUGGCCCAGGCCUCCCAUAGCGACCUGAUGGACCUGGGGCCCCACCUGUGCCGUGUGCUGGAGUCCCGGGCCCCCGAGGGCCACGUCCUGAGGGCUGCCCUGCCGGCGUUGAUGGGGGCUGUGGGGGCCCGCCCGGAGAUCCUCCAGGAGGAGAACGUCAACGCCGUCAACAAGAAGAUGGCCGACUGGCUGCGCUACGCCUCUCUCCACCAGGGGGGCCCCGUGGCCCCCACCAGCUUCUUCUCCAGCCCCCGCACCAAGCAGCCCGGCGCCAUCUGGGAGGUGGACGGGACGGCCUCCAGCGACUUCUUCACCGUCCUCAGCGGGAGCCCCAACCUGAGCGAGGAGCAAUGGAUGAACAUCCAGGGGUUCUCCGUCCUCCGCCACUGGCUCCUCCUCUACGGAGCGGCGGGGGGGCGGGGCCAGAAGACAAGUCAGAGGUGGAGGGCUCCGUCAUCUCCAUGGUGUCCGCCUCCUCCACCUCCAGCCGCCUCCUCCCGCCCCGGGAACGCCUGAGGGAGAAGAGCUUCGAGUAUUGCCUGAGGGUCCUGGAGCAAUGCAACCGCAAGCCGGUGAGAAGAGCCGACUUGGACCUCCAGAAGUCCUGCGUGGUGGAGGCCGUCGGCCUCAUCGACCUCCUGUGUAAGCAGGACGUGUCCUUCCUCUACCGGACUCUUCCCCUCCUCAAGGUCCUCCACGGCCGCCUAUGCACCGAGCCCUCGCUGGCGCCCGCCCUGCUGCCCGUCGCCCAGUUCUACCUCAACCACAGCGAGGCCGCCGCCGUGGAGUCUGAGGCCGUCUACCGCCACCUCUUCACCAGGGUCCCCGCCGACUCCUACCACCAGCCCUCCCUGGCCUUCCAGUUCCUCCGCUUCUGCAGAGCCAACGGAGGCUUCCUGGCCGAGAACGUGGAGGCCUUCCGCUCCGGGUUCCCCAACCUCCUGAAGCUGCUGGCGUGGAACGCCCCGUCGUUGGUGGCAGAGAUGGCGGAGCUCCUCCCGCUCCUGUUUAAGGCGGAUUCGGCCAUCGAGAUGCUCCACGCCUUGCUGGACUUGCCGUGUCUGACCGCUGCCAUGGAGCUCCAGCAGAACGUUGAGAAGACGGCUCCGGACUCGUCCUCGCUCCCCACCAGCUCCGCCGAGGCGUUCCGUCAUCCCUACUACAAGAAGGCGUUCCAGUACCUGCUGAGGUGCGAGACGUGGAGCGGGCCGCCCCCUGAGGACUUCAACCAGCUGCGUAUCCUGCUGUCAGACUUGAGCACCUCCCCCCGCGUAGUCCAGUGUGCUCAGGUGGUCCCCGGUCUUCUCCAGCUCUACAUCCGCACCGUCGCCACCUUUGCAGACGGCCCUCUGGUCAGCCAGGUGAUGCUGACCAUCUUGGAGCGGAGCGGCCUCCUCUACGGCUCCUCCACCUUCCAGGCCGAGGUGCAUCGGGUGCUGAGCUCCCAGAUCCCGCGCCUGUGCCGCCUCCACCCCUCCGUGGUCAUCGAGCUUUCCCGAGAGCUGCUGGACUUCUUAAGCACAGUGGGCAACAUCCAGAACAAGGAGGCCUUCUUCACCCACGUGGUGUGGGCCAUGGGGGAGUACCUGUCCGUGUCCUACGACAAGCGGUGCACCGCGGAGCAGGUCAACAGGUUCUUCGAGGUUCUGGAGGCCUUGUUGUUCGAGAUCACACAGCUGCGAGGUUCCUCCAGCGCCCCCAUCUCCUCCCCGCGGGUGAUCACCGCUCUGAUGACAACUCUCACCAAACUGGCCUCCCGCAGCCAGGACCUCAUCCCCAGGGUGUCCCUCUACCUGUCCAAGAUGAGGUCCUGCGUGCAGAGCUCUGCCAUGGUGUCGGUGUACGGGGAGGAGGACAGUGAGCAGAUCCUCAUACGGGCCACCGAGCUCCUUAACCUCCUGAAGCUGCCCAGCGUGGCUCAGUUCGUGUUGACGCCUCCAGGCGAUGUGGGGAAGCCGAGCUUUCACCGGGACCCCUCCUCCUCCCUGCCGCUCGCCAUCCGGGACUCCAGCUAUCUGCUGCAGAGGGAGAGGAUGACGCCGGGCUGA